Molecule: messenger RNA, 1497 nt
Organism: Camponotus floridanus (Florida carpenter ant)
Lineage: Eukaryota; Metazoa; Arthropoda; Insecta; Hymenoptera; Formicidae
Exons: 4
Coding region: 1-1497 (498 amino acids)
Biological process (GO): DNA integration
Molecular function (GO): nucleic acid binding
Source: RefSeq, a predicted model, not a curated record
AUGGGUGCCGUUUUGAAACAAUACAACCAAGGAAAUUGGGAACUCCUCGGAUUCUUUUCAAAGAAAUUCAAUCCAGCACAGAGAAAUUAUAGCACAUAUGAUCGAGAGCUCCAAGCCAUUUACAGCAGUCUCAAAUUCUUCAAAUCAAUAGUAGAAGGUCGCAAACUCAUAAUAAAAACCGACCAUAAGCCGUUAAUCUUUCUUACAGAGUCUUCGAAAGCAUCGCCAAGACAGUUAAGGCAGCUCGAUUUCAUCGGUCAAUUUUGCACGAAAUCAUCUACAUCAAAGUCGUCGUUACAAUCGAAGAACUUGCGCAGGCACACCGACGAGGAACUCAAAGACUUACUUCAAAAUGAAGCUCAAUCACUGCAGCUAAAGAAAAUUCGUGUAGACAAUUCUGAUACCGUCGUUUAUUGCGACAUUUCUAAGGAAGAGAUACGGCCCUAUGUACCUAAAAGCUUACGAAAAAGAGUAUUCGAUGUCACACACCUGCCAGAAAAACAAGAUCCACAGACACAAGCGACUCGAACCAGAGCACUUCCCACAGUGCCUGAUACAAGAUUUGAUCACGUGCACAUGGACAUCAUUGGACCGCUACCCAACAUUAAAGGAUACCGUUACUGCGUAACAAUGAUCGAUCGUUUCACAAGGUGGCCUGAAGCAGUUCCAGUUCAAGAUAUUUCAGCGGACAUCGUUGUGGAUGCACUUUUUCAUACCUGGAUAGCACAUUUCGGCGCACCCACGACAAUCAUUACCGAUCAAAGAACACAAUUCGAAUCGCAACUGACUACAGCGUAUCAUCCAGUAUCAAAUGGGAUAAUUGAACGUUGGCAUCGUUCUUUGAAAACUGCAAUCCGUUGCCAUGAAUCUAAAAAUUGGUUACAAGCAUUACCAGUUGUUCUGUUAGGGUUACGCACCAGCAUCAAAGAAGACAUAAAGGCCACAGCAGCAGAAUUGGUAUAUGGAACUACCCUACGUUUAUCAGCCGAAUACUUCUUCAACGAAGAUGUUGCACCAGAACCAGAGACUUUUAUACAACAUUUCCGAGAGCACAUGCAGAAUGUCGUCAGGUCUACGCCAACAGCUCAUCACAGUAAAAAGAAGACAUUCACGCAUAAGACUUUAUAUACAUGUACCCACGUCUUUGUGCGAGUGGACAAAGUAAAAGGCCCACUAGAACCACCAUACGAAGGACCGUACCCGGUAAGCGAAAGAAUCACAGAUCAUGUAUUUAAAGUUCUUAUUAAAGGAGAGGCAGUUAACAUCUCGGUGGAUCGCUUUAAACCGGUAUUCAUGGAAGCAAGAUUUGAGGAAGAAGGCGAGUCAUCAUCCAUGCAAGCCACGGAAACUACCAAAUUGAGAGUCUACCCGAGAGUCUACUCAAGGGGGAGUGAUGUAACGUCCAUUCACCCUUCCAACGACGAUUUGGAGAUUUCUCGUGGACAAACCACGGGACGGCCAAUCACAACGCGACAUGUGACAAUAGCGCCACACUAG